GCCAUCCAGAUAGCAGCUAUAGACAACGGCCUGGCCUUCCCCUUCAAACACCCUGAUGAGUGGAGAGCCUACCCGUUCCAUUGGGCGUGUCUGCCCCAGGCUAAAGUACCCUUCUCCCAGGAGACCAGAGAGCUGGUGCUGUCCCAUCUGUCAGACAUGAACUUCGUCCAGGACCUCUGUGAAGACCUCUACGAAAUGUUUAUGGCAGAUAAAGGUUUUGACAAGACCAUGUUUGAAAAGCAGAUGUCAGUCAUGAGAGGACAGAUCUUAAACCUGAGCCAGGCGUUAAAGGAUAAUAAAACUCCCAUUCAGUUGGUCCAGAUGCCCAGAGUCGUGGUGGAGAGACGCCGGACAGGAGGACAGGGGAGGGUGGUAACGUUAGGAACAGCUUUCACCCAGACCUUCCACUGCAAGAGACCUUUCUUCUCUUCCUGGUAGAGGGAGGGAGGGAUGGCUGGAGAGGGAGGGAGAGAGGACAGGGGAGGGUGGUAACAUUAGGAACAGCUUUCACUCAGAC
Salvelinus sp. IW2-2015 is the source of this 517-nucleotide messenger RNA. RefSeq names its product phosphatidylinositol 4-kinase type 2 beta (gene pi4k2b). The record is from RefSeq and is a predicted model, not a curated record. Gene Ontology annotation, molecular function: 1-phosphatidylinositol 4-kinase activity. Gene Ontology annotation, biological process: Golgi organization; phosphatidylinositol phosphate biosynthetic process; endosome organization. Gene Ontology annotation, cellular component: trans-Golgi network; lysosomal membrane; endosome. Lineage: Eukaryota; Metazoa; Chordata; Actinopteri; Salmoniformes; Salmonidae.